Molecule: messenger RNA, 2201 nt
Organism: Manduca sexta (tobacco hornworm)
Lineage: Eukaryota; Metazoa; Arthropoda; Insecta; Lepidoptera; Sphingidae
Product: malonate--CoA ligase ACSF3, mitochondrial
Exons: 11
Coding region: 170-2086 (638 amino acids)
Biological process (GO): fatty acid metabolic process
Molecular function (GO): medium-chain fatty acid-CoA ligase activity
Source: RefSeq, a predicted model, not a curated record
ACUGUCAAGUGUCAGCUGACUGUCACGGAUUAAAAAUAACCUAUUCGUUUUCUUAUCUCCGAAAAAAUCUUUUUUAUUACUACGAGACGAUAUCGCAUAUAUUACUCAUUGUCAGUAGUCGCAACCGCAUUAUCACGAAGGAAAAUAAAAACCUUCCAUUCUUAUUAAUAUGGAAGUGGGUUUUCGUUCUAUUAGGGUUUUGAACCGGCUUUUAAGGAAACCCCUUGGUAUUGCGACUUAUAAAAACGUACCGGGAAGCGCCGCUAAAGAUGAAGUUAACUCCGAUUUACUAAACACCUUUAACAGAGAUAUUAAAAAUGGAGGAGCAGUGCCUGUUUUCCGCAGGGCAUUACUCUUUCCCUCCAGGAUAGCUCUCCAGGAUGAAGUGGGCAUAUACACAUAUGCCGGACUCCAUCAGGCUGCAUCAGCUCUUUGCACUGAAAUCUCUAUGCAGCUGGUUGGCGAGACUGAAAGGACAAUUGCUUACAUGUGCAACAAUGAUGCAUCACACGUCAUUGUGCAGUGGGCCAUUUGGAUGUCUGGCAAUAUUGCCGUCCCCCUAACCCCGCUCCACCCUCCGGAAAUGCUCAAAUACUAUCUACAAGAUAGUAUGUCGCAUCUCGUGGUAUGUACUCAAGAGUAUGAGAAACUGCUCCGACCAAUAACACUUGAGCUCUCGACUCCCUUACUAAUCACAGGGAAGGAUAAGGAGAUCACAGCUCAACUUUACCAGCCGAAUAGUGCGUUCCUGCAGCCGAAGAAUGAGGAUUCAAUAAAUGAUGUCGGAAGGUCCAAUGAUUGGUACGCGUCGAGAGAGGCGCUUAUUAUUUAUACGAGUGGAACGACGAGCAAACCCAAAGGCGUGGUGUGGACGCACAGCAUGCUUCAGACCCAAAUAUCUGCAUUGCACAGCGCGUGGCAGUACUCGUGUAACGACGUAGUGUUGCACACGUUACCGUUGCAUCAUAUACAUGGGCAGUUGAAUUCUAUGCUCGCAUCGCUGGCUGCUGGCGCAAGAAUCCGCAUGCUGCCAUCGUUCGUGGCUCACUCGGUGUGGGCGCGCCUGCUCGGCAUGGGCGAGCGCGAGGAGGCGCGGCCGAGCGUGAUGCACGGCGUGCCGGCGAUGUUCGCGCGGCUCGCGGCCGAGCACGCGCGCCUGUUCGCCGACGGUCGCACGGCGCAGUACGUGCGCGCGUCGCUCGCCUCGCGCAUGCGCCUCAUGUGCGCCGGCUCCGCGCCGCUGCCGGACGCGCUCUUCAACCAGUGGGAGGAGAUAUCAGGCCUCCGACUUCUCGAAAGGUACGGCAUGUCAGAAGUGGGGAUGGCCCUGAGCAACCCCUACCGUCCGGUGGAGGAGAGGAAGGUGGGGUGUGUCGGCAACCCUCUGCCGGGCGUGUCGGCGCGGGUCGCCGUCGCCAACACCGAGACCGGCGAGCUGGAGCCGCUGGUCACUGUGGAGUCCCCGCCGCCGGAGACUCAGAUAUGCCUCGACCGGCUCGGCGUGGCCGGCACCAAGGACUUCUUCGUGGAGUCAGACGGGUACGAGUGGAAACCGCCCACAGUGACUGUUCACAAGCAAAGCGAUAACGGCAGCUACCAGGGCGAGCUGCUUCUCAAGGGACCUGCUGUGUUUAGUAGGUACUGGAACAGAGCGCCGAAGCUGAAGGCGCUGGACUUCACGGAGGACGAUUGGUUCCGUACGGGUGACACGGUGCAGUUCGACGGCACCUUCAGGAUCCUCGGCAGGACUUCCGUCGACAUCAUCAAGUCUGGAGGCUACAAGAUAAGCGCCCUUCAAGUCGAAGCCGCCAUACUGGACCACCCAGAUGUGGCCGACGUGGCAGUGCUGGGCGUGGAGGAUGAGACUUACGGAGAAAUUGUAUCGGCUGUGGUAGUCAUCAAAGAUAAAGCUAAAGUAACGUUCAAAGACAUAAAAGAUGCCGCCGGUAAGAAACUGGCUCCGUACCAAUUACCUAGGUCAUUGUUAGUGAUCGACCAAAUGCCUAGGAACGCUAUGGGCAAGCUAGACAAAAAGGAGAUAAGAAAGUUGUUCGGGAAACAGUUAGUGAUUGAAAAGAAAAUGUAGGAUAAGUUUUCAAAGCUGGCGUGAAAUAUUAUGGCAUCAGAUUAUGGAUUAAUUUGAUCUAUAAAUAUUUUGUAAUUUAUACUUUCUGAAUCAUAUUUAGAAUUGAUGUAAAAAA